Neopelma chrysocephalum (saffron-crested tyrant-manakin) is the source of this 2478-nucleotide messenger RNA. It is a transcript of the gene TMC1, whose product is annotated as transmembrane channel like 1. The record is from RefSeq and is a predicted model, not a curated record. NCBI's taxonomy places the organism in Eukaryota, Metazoa, Chordata, Aves, Passeriformes, Pipridae. Gene Ontology annotation, cellular component: plasma membrane. Gene Ontology annotation, biological process: vestibular reflex; detection of mechanical stimulus involved in sensory perception of sound. The transcript has 20 exons. Gene Ontology annotation, molecular function: mechanosensitive monoatomic ion channel activity.
AUGCCUAAGCAUGAAAAGUCGACAGAAGGAAAUGAUGGCAGUGGUGACAAUGAAGAAGGCAGUGCAGCUGAGAAUGAAGAAAAUGUCAAAGGAACAGAUAAAGGAAGGAAGAGAGCAACUCCAAGAACUGCAAGAGGUCACGCCAGGGGGAGAGCCAGGCAUGGUGAUGAAGAGAAUGAGGAUGAUGAAGAUGGGACAAGGAGAGCUGGGCAUCACAGGCACAGAAACCGUAGAAGAGGACGAGUAGUUGGAAAUGAGGGCAGUGAUUCCGAUAUGGAAGCUGCAAAAGCCAGGAAGAACCAGGCAAACCAGAAAUCCAAGGAAGAUGAUGAAGAAGAGGAAGAUGGGAAAGGGGGUAAGAGUGGGAAAGACAAAAAUGAGAAGAAAGUGGACAAAAAGCCUGAUAAGAAAGGGAAAAAAGAGAAAGCAAAUAAGAAGAAAAAAGACAAAAAGAAAUCAGGAUCUGGCUCUGAUUCUGACUCUGAGGAGGAGCCAAUUACAGAGGAGGAAUUGGCCAAGCUGAAAGAAGAGGUAGAAGAAAAAAAGAAACUAAUUGCCACGCUACGAAACAAGCCAUGGAAGAUGAAAAAGAAGUUGUCUGUCCUGAAGGAAGCCCAGAUUUUUGUUGAGAAGUUUGAAGGUGCUCUUGGAAAAGGAAAAGGAAAAAAAUUCUAUGCAUACAAAGUGAUGAUGACCAAGAAAUGGAUGAAAUUUCAAAGAGACUUUGAGAAUUUUAAGACAGCCUGUAUACCCUGGGAAAUGAAAAUUAAGGAGAUUGAAAGUCACUUUGGCUCAUCAGUAGCAUCUUAUUUCAUAUUCUUGCGCUGGAUGUAUGGAAUAAACAUGAUUCUCUUUGGACUGACCUUUGGACUUGUAAUGGUGCCUGAGGCGUUACUAAUGAGAAGCAUAGGCAUCAUACCCUUGAAAACUUUAAGUAGAGGAGAAGAGAUCACAUAAUUAAGACACGUAACGUUAUAAUUUUUUCUGACUUUUCAGGGCUUUGCACAGUAUUCUGUACUCUUUUAUGGUUAUUACAAUAACCAGAGGACAAUUGGAUGGCUCAAGUUCAGGAUGCCUCUUUCGUAUUUCCUUGUUGGGGUUGGGACUAUUGGCUACAGCUUUAUGAUUGUCAUUCGAACAAUGGCAAGAAAUGCAAAUGAUGACGGUGGUGGAGAUGAUACUAGUUUUAAUUUCAGCUGGAAAAUGUUUACAAGCUGGGACUACCUGAUUGGCAAUCCUGAGACAGCAGAUAAUAAGUUUGCCUCCAUCACAACAAGCUUUAAGGAAGCAAUCGUGGAGGAGCAGGAGAGCCGAAAAGAGGAAAAUAUUCACUUGACUCGAUUUCUGAGGGUUCUUGCUAACUUCUUAGCCCUAUGCACACUUGCUGGAAGUGGCUACCUCAUCUUUUUUGUUGUCAGAAGAUCCCAGAAAUUUGCCUUGGAAGGUCUGGAGAACUACGGGUGGUGGGAAAGAAAUGAAGUGAACAUGGUUAUGUCACUUUUAGGAAUGUUCUGUCCAACUUUGUUUGAUGUAAUCAGUUCCCUGGAAAAUUAUCACCCUCGAAUAGCUCUAAGAUGGCAGCUGGGACGAAUCUUUGCCCUUUUUCUUGGCAAUCUCUACACUUUCAUUAUCGCCCUAAUGGAUGAAAUCAAUCUGAAGUUGGAAGAAGAAAAGAUAGUCAAGUAUAACAUGACAAUAUGGGAAGCCAGUCUGUACAAUGGUACUAUUCCAGAAAAUUCGACUGCUCCUCCAAUACAGGUGGACCCUGCUGAUGUCCCCAGAGGGCCAUGCUGGGAAACAAUGGUGGGACAGGAAUUUGUGCGCCUGACAGUGUCUGACACGAUGACAACAUACAUCACAAUUCUAAUUGGCGAUUUUUUGAGAGCUGUCUUUGUUAGGUUUUUCAAUUACUGCUGGUGCUGGGACUUGGAGUAUGGAUUUCCAUCAUAUUCUGAGUUUGAUAUAAGUGGAAAUGUGCUGGGACUGAUCUUUAACCAAGGCAUGAUCUGGAUGGGAUCUUUUUAUGCUCCAUGUCUCCCAGCAAUCAAUGUGUUUCGCCUCCAUACAUCGAUGUACCUGCAGUGCUGGGCGGUGAUGUGCUGCAAUGUCCCCCAAGAGAGGGUCUUCAAGGCUUCCAGAUCCAAUAACUUCUACAUGGCCAUGCUGCUUUUCAUCCUCUUUCUCUCUACACUGCCUGCUGUGUACACCAUUGUCUCCAUCCCACCAUCUUUUGACUGUGGUCCUUUCAGAUGCAAUAGUACCAUAAUACCACAUAAAAAUCUGCAUCAAGCUGGCUCACCCACUCUUCUCACAGGCAGCUGCUUGUGUGCUAGGGAGGUAGGUACAGAAGGAGGCAAUGAAACCACUGUAAUCUUGACUCAGACAAGCAUGUUUGAUAAUUUUGUUAAAGAUAAUGUGGACCUCUCUGAAGAGGAGUACAGUGACACAGUGCAGGCUGAGGAAACCUAUCGUGAUUGA